Messenger RNA from Ciona intestinalis (vase tunicate), 534 nucleotides. The record is from RefSeq and is a predicted model, not a curated record. Lineage: Eukaryota; Metazoa; Chordata; Ascidiacea; Phlebobranchia; Cionidae.
AAUGAUUUUCUUUUUUCUUUUUUUAGUCUCUCGUUUUUUCUAUAGGCAAGGGGGGGAGGAUUCCUCACUAGCACCCUAUAGUCAAACGAUUGGCUAAUUUCAGUUUAACAUAUAAUCAAUAAGCAAGAGAAAGAGCUUGGACAUACAUAAUACAUGAUGAGCUGGUUUGAUUUUUCGGAUAUCGCAAAAACUGCUCUCAAUGAAGCACAAAAACGAAUUGACAAAGUUUUGGAUAUACAGGAAGAUGGUAAAGCAAAACUCAAUACUGGAUCAGAUUCAACCGUUUUGCCGGAUAUUGGUACAAUCAUUAAAACAGAUGUCAGUCCAGAGCAAGAGCACAGCACAUCACUGAGUGACAUGCAGAGUUUGAAAUCACCUUUAAAACCCCUGAAUGUAAAGCAAGCUCGAUCACUUCAACUUUCACAAAAGAAACGCGCCAAGCCUGUAAAACUUGGUGUUUCAUUGACUAAGAAAUCAAGCCCAAGAGAAAAAACUAAAACACCUUCAAUACAAAGGUGACUAAUUGUAUAUAUU